AUGCCUGCGGGCGAAGAAAUCGCAUUUGCCGGUUCGGACUGCACCAGUGCGGCUCGCACUUACACAGCUUUUGUUGUUCAAACAAAAGUAGUAAAUGCGUUGGAAGUUCUCGCCGAUUCGUACGCACCUAUUGAUGCUAAGCAUCACGAAACACUGGGGCAAUCAGCCAUGACUCCCACAUGGGCUUCCUCCACACAUCCAUCAGAGACUGUGAAUCAUGAACUCAAUGGACAAACGCAGAAGUCUAUACCUCAUAAAAUUCUACACCAGUGUCCAAAAUGCUCAAAAGUGUUUCGGCACGCUAGUCAGCUUCGUCAGCACUUGGAAACUCAUUCGGAUUCGAGGUCAUACAAAUGUGAUUUCUGUGCAACAUUUUUCAGGUCACUCCGAAGUCAGAGGGGUCAUCUGGUGGGAAAACACUUCGACAGAUUGGCAGCCGGUGAACGCACAGGCGACAUGACAGACUCAAGGUUUUUGAAUUGGAAAGUCUAUUUGUGUCAAUAUUGCGGUAAAAUAUUGCGAACGCAAGCCGCGUUGGACGCACACGCUGGCGUCCACACGGGGGAGAGACCGUAUGCUUGUGAAGUGUGCAAAAAUACCUUUAAAACUCCUUCCAGUUUGACGAGACAUACAAAACAAUGUCACCGAGAAUCCAAAGAAGAUACGCUCCUUCCACCCAAAAAGGCGGCUGCAAAAUUUCGAACACAGGAUCCUGACGUUCGAGGUGCACCAACCUUCCCGGAUGCAGUUAUACGAUGA
Molecule: messenger RNA, 759 nt
Organism: Opisthorchis viverrini
Lineage: Eukaryota; Metazoa; Platyhelminthes; Trematoda; Opisthorchiida; Opisthorchiidae
Exons: 5
Coding region: 1-759 (252 amino acids)
Biological process (GO): regulation of transcription by RNA polymerase II
Cellular component (GO): nucleus
Molecular function (GO): RNA polymerase II cis-regulatory region sequence-specific DNA binding; DNA-binding transcription factor activity, RNA polymerase II-specific
Source: RefSeq, a predicted model, not a curated record